Cordyceps militaris CM01 is the source of this 1482-nucleotide messenger RNA. Its product is annotated as Protein kinase-like domain. The transcript has 2 exons. The record is from RefSeq and is a predicted model, not a curated record. Bases 1 to 1482 code for a protein of 493 amino acids. Lineage: Eukaryota; Fungi; Ascomycota; Sordariomycetes; Hypocreales; Cordycipitaceae.
AUGCCAUCCCUGUGGCCUUGUGAUGUUGGAGGCUGCCAACGCCCUGCCGUCCAGAACCAAGGGAAUUGUGAACUCUGCGGCAAGCAUCUUUGCCGUCUUCAUAUCCAGCACCAGUGGCACAAGUGCCCCAGUCCAGAGUUAAAUUGGAAAGAGUACGCCGACCAGUACGCCGCCGGCGAGGCACAGCGCCUAGACGCGCUGUGCCGCCAGAUCAAUGGCGAGAAGCUCUGCGCGCGCGCGUCACGCCUCCGUGGCGAGCCGCCAAUACCGUGCCAAGUCGAUCUCUCUCCCAAAACGUUAUCAAAGAUGAUGGGGGGCCAAAACUGCCACGCAGACGUUGUGUUUGCCGACGGCGUGGUGUGGAUUGUGCGCUUUCGACUCGUUGCCCCAAGGGCACCGCCGCCGCACGUACGCGACUACGUGCUCCAAAGCGAGGCCGACACUAUGAAGUAUCUGCAGCUUCAUACCAGAAUCCCCUCACCCCGUGUGUAUGACUGGGCGUUGGCGUCUGACCCUGCUAAUGAAGUCGGCAUCGGGUACAUCUUGAUGGAGAAGCUCCCGGGCACGCCGCUGAACUGGCAGGGCGCGACGGCGGCGCAGAGGAGCAAAAUCGUGCAGCAACUGGCGGAUAUUAUGCUUGAAAUAGAGAGACACCCCUUUAGUCAGCUAGGAUCGCUCAUCGAUUCACAAGCCACUUCAGGAGGCGAGACCGGCGCCACGUCCACCCAAUCCGCGAUCCAGGUCCGUGGUCUGGCGAAGCACUCCACGUCCAAGUCCGGCAUCAACGGCGGCCCUCUCGGACCCUUCCGCUCCUCGGCUUUAGCCUUUCGCGCCCAAGUCGAAGCCUACCUCGGCAUGAUAUACAGAGGGGAGAUUGGCACCGCCGGCAACGCGGUCGACGUAUUCCUCGCCCACCGGUUCCGGCUCGACAACGCGGCGGAGGACCGAGUCUGGGGCCACGACGCGAACCCCGCCAGCGAGCGCUUCUAUCUCAAGCACGCCGACGACAAGGGCGACCACAUCCUGGUGAGCGCCGACUUUGACAUUGUGGGCAUCAUCGACUGGGAGUGGUGCGCCACGGCGUCCAAGGCGGAGGCGUUUGCCUCGCCGUGCAUGAUGUGGCCGGUCGCCGCCUUUUACGACGGCUCCAACGCGCUCGCCGACGAGGAGCGGCUGCUGGCCGGCGCGCUGCGCGAAAAGGGCCGCGCGGACCUUGCCGACUGCGUCUUGCGCGGGCGCGCCGUCCAGAGGCUGCUGUUUGCGCUCGGCCCGGUCGCCGCCGCACAUGAGGCGACCAAGACGUGGGCUAGCCUGUUUAUGGGCAUGAAGCGCGCGCUGGAUGGGAAGGGCGAGGAGAGGUUGGGACAGGAGGAAGAGGAGUGGGAGCAGUGGAAGGCGCAGGCCCUCCGGGAGUGGAAGGAUGAGCCUUUGCUGCAGGCUGUGCUGGCUGGCGGACAAGUCGGGGUAGCGGACCCGAAGUGA